Molecule: messenger RNA, 477 nt
Organism: Aphidius gifuensis
Lineage: Eukaryota; Metazoa; Arthropoda; Insecta; Hymenoptera; Braconidae
Exons: 5
Coding region: 40-477 (145 amino acids)
Source: RefSeq, a predicted model, not a curated record
AAACAAAUAACAAUAAAUGCAUCAAAAUGCAUUCCAGCCAUGUGGGGACGUCCUUCUAUGGUCAAUCGUUGCAGUUCAGUUAUUGCACCAUCUAAAUUACAUCAACUUUCCAAUUAUCAAUGUCAAAUGAGACAAUUACAUACUGGAGAUAAAAAAGAUUGGAAAGUCAAUGUGCCAUCACACAUGAUUGAGAUGACAGAAGAUCAGAAAAUUGUUCUUAAAAUUUACGAUCUUGAAGAAACAACAUCAAAUAAAACUCAUGAAUUACAUCUAUCAUUUGAUGAUGAUGGUAAAUUGUACGUACAAGCAAAAGAAGAUUCCAAUGUAGUUUAUACCGAUGACCAGAAAAACAUUUCGGCAACUGAAGAAUACUAUAGAAAAGAAUCAGCAUUUAAUACAUUUUCAAACUGGCUAACACACCUAAUAAAAUUUGAUAAAUUAAAAAAUUAUUUAUCCGAGUAUAAAGUAUUUACAUAA